Molecule: messenger RNA, 1126 nt
Organism: Dermatophagoides farinae (American house dust mite)
Lineage: Eukaryota; Metazoa; Arthropoda; Arachnida; Sarcoptiformes; Pyroglyphidae
Source: RefSeq, a predicted model, not a curated record
AUGGAGAUCUUAAAUGCUAAUGAACGUAUUCAUCAUAUGUGUAGAAAAAAUGUCGUAAAAACCAUUAUAACUGGACAUAAUGCAGCACAAAUUAAUUAUCGAGUAAAAAUAAAUCAAGGUUUUGUGUUACGUGUUAAUUUCAUUAAACAAAAAAUACCAAUUUGUCAUUCAAUCUUAAGGGCCCAAGAUUUACAUCUGAAUGAUAUCCAUCAUAUUCAAAGUGAAAAUGGAAUCAAAAAUUGUUCAAUUACAAUGGCAAUGUUACCGUAUACGAAGACAAAAUCCAUAAUGAAUUCUUUAGUUGUAAGUGUAAUUAAAUCAAAAAUUUGUAAUGAAGAUUGGAUCAUGAUCGAUCAAACACGGCAAUGUAUGAGAGAAAAACAAUCGUGUAAACAAUUAGGUUUCAAUGAUUAUGCUGUAAUUGGUGGCGAUAAUGAUGCUGUCCAAAAUGACAAAUUGAUUAGAUUAGGUUAUCAAUUUUGUCUUCCAUAUCCAAAAUUACCGGUAGAUUUUCUUGUCGUUCUAUGUGAUGUGGUUACAAUUCGUUUAAUAACCACUUUAAAUCAUGAUAAUUGGAUAUAUGUAAAAUUUGGAUUAUCAUCUGGUAAACAGCUUGAACCAAGAAUGCCUUUUGGUGAAUACAUUCCAUAUUUAUACAAUUGUUCGGUUACACAAUAGUGAAUUGAUGCAAUAACAACAACAACAACAACAACAACAAAAAAUUGAUGGACAAAACUCAGACAAUAAUGAUUUUGGAGGAGAUUAAUAGAUAAACUUUAUUUAUUUAUUUUUUUACACACGCAAAUAAAAGAAAAAUGUAAUUUUUGAAUAUAAUCCACAAAAAAAGGUUGAGAAUCACUGCUUAUGUGGAUAUAUAGCUGGAAAAAAAAUGAAUGACUUCAUCCCAAUACGCGUUGCUUCAACCAAAACGACAACAACAACAACAACAACAAAAACAACAACAAAUAGAUGUAGCAAUUUAUACGAAAGAUUUUGAGCUUCGCUAACAACAACAACAACAACAACAAAAAAAAAUUGCCACAAAAAAAAUCAGACUGUUUCUGUGUUUUAUUUUUGAUUGUUUUUUUUGUGUGAGGUGAUUCUGCCAAAUGCUCUAUUUUUUAGA